CGCGCAGCCCACGAUGGCGAGAACCGGAGCGCGCGGCCGGUGCCAAGCCCUCCUGCUCGCCGCUCUCGCGCUCUGCGCCGCGUGCGCGUGCGUGCCGGCAGCCCACGCGGGCGCGCUGCGGGCGUCGGCCAUCUCCGCGGCGCCGGAGCCGUCGCAGUACCCGCUGCUGCAGCCGCGCCACGGCGGCCGCCACGCGAGCGCCCCCUCCGCGCUCCCGCCGUCGCUCUCGCUCUCCCCGGACAUAAUGCCGCUGCUCCCCUCCCCGGGCCCCGGCGACGACGCGCUGGCGCCGUCCGACGCGGCGGCCACCAUCCCGUCCAGCCCGAGCCCGCCCAACCCCGACGCGCUCGAGCCCGACUCCGCGUUCGCGCCCUUCGGCUCCGCCGCGCCCGCCGCCGUCAGCGGGAUGCAGUCCUCCGCGCCGCCGGCUCCCCGCGUGGCGUGGGCGGCGCUCCCGGCAGUGGGGCUCGUGGCCGCCAUGUGGUUGGCGUAGCGGAUAAGACAGGGUGGGGGACGGCGGCAGCAAUCCGCCAGGCCUCAGGCGUGCAGGGAAAGUUGGCCACUCGGUUGGUCGGUCGGCUGGGGCAGGAUUCGCAUGCGCUCCCUCCAACCGAAGAGAAAGUUACCUUUUAUUUCUUCACAAUGUUCUUGGUCACCUCUUGUAAAUUUCAUUUAGUUGAUAUAUUGUUCCUCUGGUGCUAUAUUCUAUAGCGUUUUUCUUUUUGUGAUUUUUGAUGUGGGGAGAUUGUUUGGGCCAUUCUUGUAAUAGGAUUAGACUGGAUGGAUUAUUAGUUGAUGAUUAUAAUGUAUUGUCAUUUCUUGGGAUGCCAUGUCUUCAAGUUCGAAUUGAAAGAAAGAAGGUGCAUGAUUCUUUCCUACUCUA
Triticum dicoccoides is the source of this 883-nucleotide messenger RNA. RefSeq names its product classical arabinogalactan protein 25-like. Bases 14 to 493 code for a protein of 159 amino acids. The transcript has a single exon. NCBI's taxonomy places the organism in Eukaryota, Viridiplantae, Streptophyta, Magnoliopsida, Poales, Poaceae. The record is from RefSeq and is a predicted model, not a curated record.